This is a messenger RNA of Temnothorax curvispinosus, 1215 nucleotides long. RefSeq lists its product as uncharacterized. Bases 273 to 956 code for a protein of 227 amino acids. NCBI's taxonomy places the organism in Eukaryota, Metazoa, Arthropoda, Insecta, Hymenoptera, Formicidae. The transcript has 2 exons. The record is from RefSeq and is a predicted model, not a curated record.
AAUUACGCUCUUUCUUUCUCUGUAACCUGUAAUCAUCGUAAAAAUGUAACGUAUACGCUAUUUUUUGCUGUUGCACCGAGCACGGUAAGAACACACGUAAUUGCGAUUGAUUGAUAACGAUCGACGAAGGGGCAACGCAUUGUUGCCUCGCACUGCGACCGGAGUUAUAGCUCGUCGAAACUUAAUGCUUAAUUUGCGAGUAGCGUUGCUCGUAAGAUAAUCGUUUCGGUUUUGACGAGGAAACGUCGCGGUGGUCCGAUUCCGUGAGGAUAAUGCGCGCAACUUCCAUCAGCACUUCCGUCGAGAUCGGCCUCAGAUUCGUUGGAAUCUGGCCCGGUUUACCGUAUGGAACCGUCAUUUGGCUCGUGUAUAUGACGUGCUUGGUGUUGGCGCUGUAUUUUCAGUACGUGUACAUUUUCGAUCACUUCGACGUCAACAAAAUCUCGGAUCUCAUCGACGCGCUUAGUAUCAUGUUAUCGGCCAGCCUCGGCGGCCUGAAGCUGAUAUCUCUCUGGUCGAACCGCAGGAUAUUUUAUGAUAUUUUGCUGGCGAUGGAAGGACACUGGAACAACGUCAAUAUUUACGAUAAAUCGGUAUCGUAUAUCAUGUCGGGCAAUGCCGAUCUGUCGCGCCGUUGCUCGAACGUGUUGAUCAGCAUUAACGCCACGGCCACAAUUUACUACUGCAUGACCACUCUUGUGCGUCGUGAGACCGAAUUUAACGAGGAUCUCAACAUUAGUUCGAAAGUGUUACCUAUAAAGAUGGAAUUUCCCUUCGAAGUUGACGCGUCUCCUCUCUUCGAACUUUUAGCGCUUGUUCAGCUUUUUUAUGCAGUGUCGGUGGCUUCUUUAAACGCUAUGAUAAAUUGCUUGCUCAUCACGUUAGUGAGUUCCACCGAUUAUAUAAGUGAUAUGCAUGGCUUUGUAAAAUUUAUUAGCUUUAUUUCUUGCCUGUGAGCUUUAUUUCUCAUUCUUUUACGAGUGCUGAUCAAAACUAAUUAAAACCAAUUUUUGUCUUCUUCUAAAUCCGCAUCUAGAAUUUGGAUAAUUUUAAAAAGAUUUUUUGCUAAUAAUCGGAAGUUUUUAAAGUUUUUUGUGAACUGUAUUAAUAGUCAACGUUUAGGUGCUUCACGUGAGCGGACAGAUCGAUAUUCUUCGUCGAGAAUUACUGACAAUUUGCGGCAAUGAAACUUCACAGCGCUUUUCAAUCGUUGCA